Molecule: messenger RNA, 1318 nt
Organism: Saccostrea cuccullata (small rock oyster)
Lineage: Eukaryota; Metazoa; Mollusca; Bivalvia; Ostreida; Ostreidae
Exons: 6
Coding region: 301-735 (144 amino acids)
Source: RefSeq, a predicted model, not a curated record
UUAAACUGAUAAAAUUGUUCUUUCCUAUUUUUAGGGAUUCAUCAUAUGAUUGCCAGGAGCCAAAGGAGACAGCAAGAAAAUUGCCUUGCUUUAGCUGUUUUACUGCUGUGUUUUCUUUCUUACAUGGGUGAAAGUAGCAGAAAUUGCCCACAGUCAAAAAUGACGGUCCAAUACGUAAAACGUUGUCCAGGAACACGGAAUGAGUGGAUGGAUGCAGCCGUGAGAAAGAAUUGCACAAGCAUUUCUCAAGAUUGCGUUUAACCAGAACACUUUCAAUACCAUUGUGUGAUUAAUUCACUCAUGAAUGCAACAAUGGAAGUGUGUAUACCAAUUUGGUUUUGUAUAGGAUUUUGUGCAGAAUACAACCUACAAGGAGAAAGAAUUCAGGACAAUUUCAAUGCACCAUGUACAACAUUCUCAAAACCAUGCCCUCCAAGAUAUCUGUCUUCUGAUGCAUAUUUAUAUCAAGAAUGUUACAGAUUAGUAGAGAUUCAGAAGAAGAAAUCGGUUUUUGUUGUUACUACAGAAGAUAAUGGCAUCAGACAGGAUGUACCAAACAAUGGAACAGAAACCAUCAUUAUUGUGUCAAUACUUUGCACUAUUGCUGCUCUGUUAUCAAUGCUUGCGGUGAUAUUGUACAGAAGACAACGUGAAAGAAGAUCAAACAAUGUGAGGACUCAUGAUGAGGAAAUUGAAGAUGAUGACCUGAUGAUAUCUGAAACAAAUAAUAUAUGAUAUUUACUUUAGAUCUCUCUCUCUCUUCAUAUUUAUGUGAUAUUUGCUUCCAAAUAUUUCCCUACUUUUAAUGACACGUUUUUUCUGUAUAAAACUAUUGUUCAUCAAUCUACAAUACAAUAUUCCAAAUGUAUAUUUUCAUGCUGUUAUUCAAAUUAAUUAUGAAUGUAAAAAAAUAUUUCAAAAGAAUUAUCAGCAUGCAGUAUCAGCAAAAAACUCUAAACACAGAAAAAGAUAAAUAUUAACAUAAAAUAUUUCUAAACAAUAAAAAGUUGAUUGAUGAGUUCUUAUAAACGCAUAGUCAAUUGAAUGAUCACUUGAUAUUAGAUUUGUUCGACUUUUCAUCAAAUGGUUUUUGAUUGGUUAUUUUUAUUUUUGCUGUUUGGACAAAUUAGCUUUUUUCCCUGAUAGUUUGAUUAGGUUAUUUGCAAUUUUAGGAGGGGGUUGGGUAAUAGUGUUUAAUUUCUUGGUACAUGUCAAAUAUAGUGUUUUUCAAUUAAAGACGGAAAUCAUUUCUUCCUUAAAAAUGUACAAAAGUGUUUUAGCCAUACGAGUAUGUUUAUAUCAACAAAUGAUAUUAUUU